AUGGAACGGGUUUGGCGUAAAGUAAACCAGGGCCUCACGUUACGAUCCUCCUCGUCGAAAAGUGCCACCGUCGCGGGUGGACCAACGGUGCCAAAUGCUGCCACGGCCACUGGACCAGCAGGACCGUCGGGCGGCACGGGUACGGCCGGUCCUUCCGGUGUGCCCCACUCGACGGAUACGACAAGUUCGGCCGGUUUCGGCGAAUCGCAGGUGGUGGCCGUACAGAGGCGCCGCUCGGUGGUACCGCAGGCAAGUACGGCCUCGUCGGAAAAGCGAAGGCGCCGGCGACGACGCAGCCGGCCGAGCAGGGAAGGCGCAUCACAAAGUGGCCAUGGGUCGGGAGGUCACCACAAGGGCCAUUCCUCGAAUGGACGCCGGGUCAACAACCAAACCGUCACUAUCGCGCAACAGUCCAACGAACAGUCGCUUCGACAACGAGCCGUGGCCCGGCUGAAGAUGUUCAACUUCAACCUCAACUGGGACCUUCACAUGACGCAGUGCAAACCGUGCGGGCCUAAGAGCAGUGGCAACAUUAUCACUCGCAGGCUGUGCCGUAAUCGGCGCGGCGAGGACAACGAACUCUACCGCUCGAACAGCUUCAAGUUCGAGCGGUUCGAACGAAAGGAUCCGAUGGAAACGGGAGCCAGGACAAUGCUGCGAAAACAGAUAUCCGUCUGUGAUGACUACAGCUUACCGAUUGACUUUGUAAAGAAACGACCGUCCAGUUUUGAUCCCUGCCUCGUACAGCAUAUACCAACCAAUUGGGCCUCUCCAAGUCCACAAUCAGACCACGUUUCAUUCCUAGAACCAUUAAUACUGCAACAACCCUUGUCAGCGGUUCCGACCAUCGUCAACAAUAAUCUACCGGCGAGUGCAACAAUAACAUCCGGCAUUCCGACAGCCGGUACCAUCGGUCGCCCAUCGCUUCCCUUAGUGCCAUCCGCUUCCGGUCCGUCGCUGUGCCAGCCGCAGCCAGCACCGGACGCAGCGGCUACCGCGGCGGCAAACACUGUCGCCAUCAAGACGCUCGAAGAGAUCUUCGAUACACAUCGGAGCUACAAGGCAACCGGGCGCCAUCGUGCGAGAAGCCGUACCCGUCGUCCGGACAGUUGUUCGGAGGUGAAGUAUAUAAAUCAAAAUUUUAGUUCCGGUUCAUCCGCACCGGUUUCUUCUGAGGAGGAAGACAACGACGAAGAGGAGGACGAGCUAAGUAAGAUACCGGAGCUCAACUCGCCGGAUAGUAUCUCGGACGAUUUGGUCCAAGCACUUCCAGUACGCCAGAGUCCAGUAAAGACAACUGGGCCGGAUACGGCGAAAAGGAAUCCUUCACCCUACUACUACUCCGAUUUACUGAAGAAUAAGCAACGAGAAAAGGACGGAACGGAUCGUGAAGUCCGUCAGGAAGUUGGAGAUCGGGAAGAAGUAGCUCCAAAGCCCGCCACAUCGCAAACACCCGGCGACGGGGGGAGUAGCGUACGUCAAGGGCGCGAAGUUGGGGUGCGGUACAAGAAGAGUAGCAGCCUCGACACACCCGGAGCGGAGAAGGAAGUUUGCCUACCGAAGCGUUACUCCAUCACAGAGGAGGGCGUGCGUAUCAUCCGGUGCGACUCACCGUCCACCACUACCUCGGACGAUUCGGACUGUUCCGAAUGUUGCAAGCGUCGGGCCUGGCAUGCGCAAGCAUUAGCCAUUACACGGGCAAGCUGUAACCUCGGUCCACCGGUCGAUGCUAGUUCGAUGCCACCGCACCGUUUGCUCGGACCAGCGGCAGUCUGUGCCUGUGCGACGCCGGCCUUCGGCGAUGACAACGAUGAGCUCUUCCGUCCGCGCAGCAUCUUCUACGUGCACCAGCCGGGCGCCGAAGAUUGCGCUGACUGUGCCCUGAGCGACCCUGCCGCCCUAGCCCCGAGUGCCGCCGUACCGGACGAGAUGGCGAAUGUGCGGACGCGCCAGAUCUACGAGACGGCGUUCGAUUCGAAGAUCACCCGUUCGGACGAUGAUCUGGACGAGGUGGAUCGUAUCACGAACCAGAGCGUGCUGUUGCAGCUGACCAAGAGCAACAGUAGCAGCGCGAGCAAUAUGGUUUCCGGCCAGAGCCGCAGCAAGCGGUUAGAGUCGAAGCGAAGCAAAGCGGCCUCCAGUAAAACGCCUUCCGCCAGCCACCAGCCGGCAGCGAUCGGUGGGCCAGAUGCUGAAGGUACGGAUGAGGUUGCCAAGGCGGACCAGCUGUUGGCGCAGGACCUCCAGGAGAAGCUGCAGAUCGACAAACAAAUGGACAAUAUCGCGAACGCAAACUCAACGUCUUCCUCCCAGCUUCCCCUGCGGGGAUACACACCGUCCCCUCCGUCAACUGCGCCCCUGCCCAUGAAGUUCCCCGGCAAGCACGAGCGGUUCUUCAUCAACAGCAUCAAGAGUGCGCCGAACCUGCCCUCCUCGAACGCGGUUGCCCAGCAUCCGCGGCUCAAGGACCUCCGGCUGGACAUACAGAACGUGCGCAACAAUGAGGUUCCAUCGGGCAGCUGCGACGGUAGCAUCGGUAACGAUGGUGCCCCGUUCAGCCGUGGCGGUAAGGUGGGCGAACGGCCCCGAUCGACGCUGUGCCUGGAACCGGAGCGGGUGCUCGAGCUGAAGCGUGGCCACCGGACGUCGCACCAUCAUCACGGCAAGCAGCCGGCCCAUCCGCAACGUGGGCGGAACUUUUCGUCCACGGAAAGCAUGGCCACGUCCAGCAGCGGCGGCAGCAUGGAGUCGUUGAAGUCCAGCACCAGCGAGGGUAACCGAAGCACGUCCAGUUCGGAUUCGCGCCAUUCCUCGUCGCUGAGUUCGCACAGUUCCGAUUCGGGACCAUCGCUGGCGUUCCCGCUGCGUGUGCCGGUGGCGGUGCACAACAAGCUGAACAUUCUCAGUCCAAUAUCGGACAAAUCGUCCCAGGAGCCGGGCUCGGAGACGUCGGACAUUAACAACCGGAACAACAACUCGCAGAAGCAGUCCCCGGUGGACGGUACGGGUGUGAAUGUGGUGAGCACUACCACUGCUGGAGGCACGCUGACCACCAAGAAGGAGGGCGAUGAGAGCGCUGGUACGGAGGCUGUGAAAACGAGCGUCACAAAGAGACGUUCCGCACCGAACAAGGCGUUGUUGCUAAUAACCGGUCCCGAAAUCCAAGGUUCCGACAGUGGAAUUUCACUUCACUCGCGCGAGGACCUGAAGUCGCGAACGAACUUUUUAAACAUGGGCAUCCAGCGUGCAUCGCUCAGCGGGCAGGAAAAGCAAAGCGACCAUGGCAAGGGACAGGCAGGACUGCCGCAGGACCUCAACGAUCUUCCGUUCGAUAUGCCAAAGCUGCGGCGAAGAAGGGCACACCUGCAGCAGGAACCGUGCACAUCUGGCAGUGUCACGUCGGUGGACGUGGGUGAGCUACCCUUCGAUAUGCCGAAGCUGAGGCGUCGUUUGCGAAUGUCGCAAAAUCAGCAACAUCAGCAGCAGCAGCAGCUGCUGCAGCAUCAGUUGCAGCACCCAUACCCCGGCACGGUGGCGUCUACAUCGGGCGGUAUGCUGCUGCAGACGAGCACCGAAUCGAGCGGCCUGUCACAGGCGUCGUCCAGCCUGUCGAUGCGAGACUCCGACAGCAAGCUGGCACUGGCUGGUGGUUUCUUCAAGCAAAGCUUAACGCUUAACCUAAACGAGUGUGGCAGUCGGCCACCGAAGAAGUUUGGCACACUCGAUCUGGGUCUUAAUCUGGGCUCGAAUCGGCCAAAUGUGGACCUCAUCGAUGCAUCCAUUCCACUCGAUCGGCAAGGCUGGUACCAUGGUUCCAUCAGCCGGAUCGAUGCCGAAAAGAUCCUUCGACCACUGUCGGAGGGAAGCUUCCUGGUGCGCAACAGUGAAUCAACCCGUCAGGAUUACUCUCUCACACUGAAGAGCGCCAAAGGCUUCAUGCACAUGCGGAUACAGCGCGACACCGACACGGGCCAGUUCAUACUCGGCCAGUUUAGCCGCCCGUUUCCAACGAUACCGGACAUGAUACGGCACUUCUGUUUGAACCGCUUGCCGGUCCGUGGUGCCGAGCACAUGUGUCUUCUCGAACCGGUCAUUGCGCAAAUCCUCUGA
Messenger RNA from Anopheles marshallii, 4110 nucleotides. RefSeq lists its product as uncharacterized. Lineage: Eukaryota; Metazoa; Arthropoda; Insecta; Diptera; Culicidae. The coding region runs from base 1 to 4110 and encodes 1369 amino acids. The transcript is spliced from 11 exons. Gene Ontology annotation, molecular function: phosphotyrosine residue binding. The record is from RefSeq and is a predicted model, not a curated record.